UUAAUAACUGUAACCAAAUAUAUAUUAUAAAAAUCAAUUUAGUGUUAUUUCACAAAAAUAUGAGAAUGUAACAAAAAUUUUUACUUACAAUCAAAUGUUAGCGUUGACCUCGUGCUAAACCUCUGGGGAGUAUUGGCAGUGUUCGCCAAUUGUGACACGCCUCCUAUGUGUUUCUAUCUCACUCGUACAAGCCUGCAACAGACAGAGAAAUGACUUGCUAUAUAAUCACUUUUCUCAGAGGAAAAUCAUCAUUCACGUUAGAGCUAUACGCUUGAGUAUUAACUAUUGUUUCUAAAAAAUCGUCAUUCGUAACGCGGAGAUGGACUCAUCAAGUGCUUCCUCAUCCUCCACAACAUUCUUAUUACCAGACAGCCCGCCUCCGGAGAGGAAGAUGAACUUCUGGGAGCAGCAGAAGCAACAGCAGCAGAAGCGCCGCAGCACGGCUGCUACCUCGGCUGUUGCCUCCACCUCUGCUGCUGCCACCUCCUCCUCCUCCUCAGAUCCCUUGAAGAAACAAGGGAUCUUUGUACGUGAGGAGGAUGAGGAGGAUUCCUCCAUCAUCAUCCCAGACAGCAGCCCUCUCCCGCAAGCUACUUGGGCGCCGCGCCAAGCGACGCUAACAUCAGUGCCUGCUGCCGCCGCCGCCCCCAAGCAGUCAGUUAAGCGGAAGUUGUUUGUCGACGACGACGAUGAGGAGCCCUCCAACGUCCUCACUCAAUCGAAGAAACGAGUGCAGCUACAGGAGUCGCAAGACAGCUCAAUAAUGUCUCUGUUACGGGAGACGGAGGAGGGGGAGGAGGAGGAUGAAUUGGACAGGGAGACAGACGACUUCAUUCGGAUCAUAAAUUCUAGAUGUGAAAAGCCCUGGACGCCUCUCAGGGAAUUGGAGGAGGGGUUACCAUACCCCAUCGUGGACGUCCGGGAGGCGUCCAACCAACAUGGACGUCGCAUCAUCUUAAAACUACACACUCCCGGAAUGAGCUUGAUGUAUGCACGCACGCGCAAGCAUGCCCCUGAGCUGAAAACAUCAGCCGGUCGCUCACUCAGUCAAGGCCGGCCAACGCCCCCCGACCUUCACAAGGCCGCCCGCCUUCCUUGUUGA
Nilaparvata lugens (brown planthopper) is the source of this 1102-nucleotide messenger RNA. RefSeq lists its product as uncharacterized. Bases 320 to 1102 code for a protein of 260 amino acids. Lineage: Eukaryota; Metazoa; Arthropoda; Insecta; Hemiptera; Delphacidae. The transcript is spliced from 3 exons. The record is from RefSeq and is a predicted model, not a curated record.